Molecule: messenger RNA, 643 nt
Organism: Physella acuta
Lineage: Eukaryota; Metazoa; Mollusca; Gastropoda; Physidae
Molecular function (GO): transmembrane transporter activity
Source: RefSeq, a predicted model, not a curated record
UUGGUCAAGUAGUUAGCACGUCUGACAUUGUGCUAGACGUCAUCUACAGAAGAUGACGAACGAAACCAACGACUCCCACCAUCUGACCACGUCUAUGAGUUUUUAUCUAACCAAAUCUGGCUCGUACAUUGCUGACGUCAACACAAGCAACUCAGACCCUAACAAAACAACACAAACAUACGGUUCAUACAAAAGGGAGAAUGUAAAAAACUCAAAUCCGGAUCUAUCACAUAACGAAACAAAACUCAAUACAGUAGACUCCAGGAAUACAAGCGGAUUCACAAAGACUCAUAAUGGAGUUUACGUAAAUACGAAAAAAAGUUCCAAAAAAAUUUCAAACUAUGUUUCAAGAAACGGUGAGAGUAUAAAGUCUUUAAGCACAGAGGAUGAAGAAAAGAAGAAAGACAAACACCGAAAGUUGAAGUUUUCUGAGAUGCCUAGACGUAGCAAGUACGCCUUGUUGAUUAUAGCGAUGGCGAAUUUUGGCGCCGGUUGCGGAUUUUCUCUACCGGCGCCCUUCUUCCCAAGAGAGGCCCAGUUGAAACAAGCCUCACCGACAGCCAUAGGUCUAGUCUUCAGCAGCUACCAACUGGUCAACUUCAUAGCCUGUCCCAUAUUUGGUAACUUUGUAAGAACCUGUUGA